UUAAGACUAACUUCAUAGAUAUGGAGAAAAGAGUAGGUGGUACUGGUGGGUCGGGAUCAGGAGAUGCAGAUGUGAGAAAAGGGCCACGGACCAUGGAAGAAGAUUUGAUUCUCAUCAAUUAUAUCACCAAUCAUGGUGAGGGUGUUUGGAACUCUCUCGCCAAAUCUGCAGGUCUAAAACGCACCGGAAAAAGUUGCCGGCUCCGGUGGCUGAACUACCUCCGACCAGAUGUGCGACGGGGAAAUAUCACAGCAGAAGAACAGCUCAUCAUCAUGGAACUUCAUGCCAAAUGGGGAAAUAGGUGGUCGAAAAUUGCAAAGCAUUUACCAGGAAGAACCGACAACGAGAUCAAGAAUUUUUGGAGGACCAAGAUCCAGAAAUACAUCAUUAAGAACGGAGAAACGACGACCGCUGGAUCACAAAGCUCUGAGAUCAUAAACCAUCAUGCCACAAGCACGGGCCAAGUCUUGAAUGAUACUCAAGAACCCAUAGAUACGUAUUCUCAACAUGCCAACAGUAUUGAUCAUCAGCUUAGUUACAACACUUAUGUGCCUGAAUCGGAUUCGAUCAUGAUGCCAUUAUCAGUUGAUCAAUCCGAACAAAACUAUUGGAGCGUCGAUGAUCUUUGGCCCAUGCAUUUAUAUAAUGGUAAUUAAUUAAUAAGUUAUUUAAAUUGCGGUCCAAAGAGGGAUAUAAAUAUUUUAUAUACAACUAUACGAGUAAAUAAACGUCGAUCGGUUA
Molecule: messenger RNA, 741 nt
Organism: Camelina sativa (false flax)
Lineage: Eukaryota; Viridiplantae; Streptophyta; Magnoliopsida; Brassicales; Brassicaceae
Product: transcription factor MYB24-like
Biological process (GO): regulation of DNA-templated transcription
Cellular component (GO): nucleus
Molecular function (GO): DNA-binding transcription factor activity; sequence-specific DNA binding
Source: RefSeq, a predicted model, not a curated record